Molecule: messenger RNA, 498 nt
Organism: Acanthosepion pharaonis
Lineage: Eukaryota; Metazoa; Mollusca; Cephalopoda; Sepiida; Sepiidae
Source: the annotation of a GenBank genome assembly
AUGCAGAAAAUAGGUGCUGGCCUUCACAACUUGGGCAAUACAUGUUUCCUCAAUGCGACUCUUCAAUGUCUGUCAUACACUCCCCCUCUGGUGAACCAUCUUCUAAGUGAUGAACACACAGAUAGCUGUAAACAAGUUGGCUUUUGUAUGAUGUGCGAACUCCAGGUGCAUAUUAGACGUUGCUAUGAGAAUUCAGGUCAUGCCAUUAAGCCACAGUCCAUUCUACAGAAGUUAAAAGUGAUUGCCAAACACAUGCAUUUUGGGCGUCAGGAAGAUGCACAUGAAUUUCUUCGCUAUGUUGUGGAUGCACUUCAAAAAUCCUGCCUCAAUGGAUAUCUUAAGCAAAAUUAUGAUGGUACCAUCUUCUUUUACCUGUAUUUAAUCUAUUCUUUUAAAACUUCUUUCUUUUAUUCUUUUUCUAUUAUUUUUUUUUGUCCAGAAAAAUCUUUUAUUUGGUCUUUCUUUUUUCUUUUUUUAUUCUUAUUUUGUCAAAUUUAA